AUGGACCACCACUGUCACCACCAUAAAGAAAGAGUCGCCAUCAUUGGCACAGGAUGGGCUGGAUAUGCACUAUCCCACGGCCUGGACCUAAACAAAUACUGUGUCAUUGUGGUCUCCCCCGACACAACAUCGAACAUGACCCCGCUCCUUGCCAGCGUUGCCUGCGGACUGUUCGACUUUCGAAUAGCCCAGGAGCCCAUCCGGCGCAAAAGCCGUGAUAUCAAAUACAUCAAGGCCUGCGUGACCCACAUUGACUUUGAGGAGAAGAUGCUCGGCUGCCAUCCGGCCUUUAGCCACCUGGCAAUGACUGAGAGCAGAGACCGUGAGUUUGGUGUCCAUUACGACAAGGUCGUCAUCGCACCGGGAACAAUAAACAACACCUUCAACAUCCCCGGUGUCGCAGAACAUGCCUACUUCCUCAAAACGGUAAGAGACGCACAGGCAAUCCGCAACCGCAUCAGUGAAAUGUUCGAAAUGGCCUCCAUCCCAGCCAUCCCUGAAGACAAACAACGCCAGCUCCUAAACGUCAUCAUCGUCGGCGGCGGCCCCACUGGCAUCGAAAUGGCAGCCGAACUUACGGAUCUCUUUCAAUACGACUACACCCAGCUCUACCCACACCUCCGCGACAAAAUGCGCGUAUCUGUCCACACAGUCUCGCACAAGAUCCUUUCCCCCUACGAUGCAAACCUGCAAGAAUAUGCAACCCAGUCCCUAAACCGCAACAAUGUCUGGGUCAAGUUCGACUCACACAUCACGAACGUCACAGCCGACACCAUCGAAACGGAAGAAGAAGGCCGCAUAGGUUACGGCCUCCUCGUCUGGGCUACGGGCGACAAAUCCACCCCCUUAGUCGACUCCCUUGACGUCUCCAAAUCAUCCCAUGGCAUGCACCGUAUUCUAACAGACUCUCGCCUGCGCGUACUCAGGAAAGACAACACAGUCAACACCGACGCCUACGCACUAGGCGAUGCAGCAGACAUCGACGGCAAGAGUCUCCCGCCAACCGCCGAAGUAGCUUUACAAAAAGCAGACUAUCUAAUCCACCAGUUUAAUACGUUUCCGGCGCCGGAUAUUGAGCCUGGCGUCCCGUUUCGGUAUCAACAGAGGCAGCUGGUUACGUAUACGGGGAGGAAGGACGGGGUUGUUGCGGGGAAGAAGGAAUAUAGUGGGUAUGGGGCGUGGUUGAGUUGGAGGUCUGGGGAUUUGAUGUGGACGAGGUCGUGGAGGAGGAAGAUUAUGAUUUGUAUGACUUGGGUUUUGAAUUGGUGGGGUGGGAGGGAUAUUGCGAGGAAUUGA
This is a messenger RNA of Aspergillus ruber CBS 135680, 1296 nucleotides long. RefSeq names its product FAD/NAD(P)-binding domain-containing protein. Gene Ontology annotation, molecular function: NADH dehydrogenase activity. The transcript has a single exon. NCBI's taxonomy places the organism in Eukaryota, Fungi, Ascomycota, Eurotiomycetes, Eurotiales, Aspergillaceae. The coding region runs from base 1 to 1296 and encodes 431 amino acids. The record is from RefSeq and is a predicted model, not a curated record.